AAACUUCCUGUGAAAGCGUCAGAUCCGACUUGUUUGCCUGAAACUCGUGCUGGUUGCGUCGCCUACGGUUUAAUAAUACCUGACGUGUCGUCCACUUAUCAAAAAAUGGGAAAGGAAAUGAUGAGAUACUCAUAUUUUGGAGUUUAGACGAAGUGAAAACGGUUAAUAUUUUAUGUUUCGACCGCGUCUUUGUUUUAUGACUUCCGGAAAAUCCGCACAGAAACCUGGGUGUAGAUGAAGCGGCUGGCAAUUUGCUCUCUUUCUGGAUUGGAAAUAUUUGAUUGCUUCUCAUCUGAUGAAGCUGAUGUAAAGUUUGCAAGCUGAGAAAGCAGCACAAGCUCUCCAGCCCUGCAGACGUUCAGUUUAACUUCUUCAGGCUAUGACGUCUCCGCCGGCGGGUGGCGUUACGUGGGCGCGGGUGUGUAAGGAAUGCGGACAGUGUCAUGAUGGCCGGGACAGUCACCUGUUUGAAUAUCAGGACGAGGUGGAUGACGAGCUGGUAUGCCACAUCUGCUUGCAGCCUCUUUUGCAGCCUAUGGACACGCCGUGUGGCCACACGUACUGCUUCCACUGCCUCAGCAACUUCCUGCACGACCAAGACUUCUGUCCCGUUGACCGCCAGAGGCUUCAGCUCCAGAAUUGCCGUUCCUCCAGCCUUCUGGUGCGCAACCUGCUGGACAAGCUGGUCGUCCUGUGCCCGUUCCGCGGCGAGUGCCAGCAAAGCAUGCAACGCUGUGAGCUGCAGCCCCAUCUUCACAACAGAUGUCCUGCAUUCAAACGACUCAGGGAAGAGGCGGAGAGAAAAAAGAGACCCUCCUGGAACGAGUUGAAGGGAAGCAAAUCAGAUGGAGAUUUAGCUGAUGCCAAAUCUACCCCGAUCACACGCACAGGCCAACUCAGUGGACCCUCAGAACCUGGACUCAUCAAUCCGGCCUAUGAAGAGGGGGAAGAUGACACCCCCCUGAGGUCCAGUCUUGUGGCAGAGGCAACUGUGGUGGAGCUGUUCCGAGAGGAUCCAGAUGAGGAUCUGGGAUUGCGUAUAGUAGGAGGGAAGGACACGCCCUUAGGCAACAUCGUCAUUCAGGAGAUUGUGCGUGAUUCACUGGCUGCCCAGGAUGGCAAGCUGGCACCUGGAGAUCAUAUUCUAGAGGUGAAUGAUGUCAGUUUGGCAUCCAUCCCCCACAGCCGUGCCAUCGCUGUGCUUCGGCAGUCGUGUUCCCGCGUCAGGCUAACUGUCAUGCAGGAGAAGGGCUUCAAGCCCCGGCCCGAACCUCUUGCUCAACCCUCAGCUUCUCCCCCGUCACAAUCACCCAAUCCCAACCAGAACCACAGCACCGUCAUCCAGGUCACCCUGGUGAAGCGUGACCGUUCUGAGCCGCUAGGCAUCAAACUCAUCCGUAAGUCUGAGGAGCCAGGAGUCUUCAUCCUGGACCUGCUACCUGGGGGACUGGCCGCCAAAGAUGGCAAACUGAAGAACAAUGAUAAAGUGCUGGGCAUUAAUGGACACGACCUGAGACGUGGCACCCCAGAGAGCGCAGCUCAGAUCAUACAGGCAAGUGAAAUGCGUGUGAACUUCGUAGUGAUGAGACUUCCUGAUCUCUCCGAGGAGGGUGGUGAGGGACAGAGCAGAGGGGCCAGGAGGGUCCCGGAACCGCAGUACUUCAUACGGCGCUCAGAAUACAUGAAGGAGCCUCCACUUGGCUUCUCCAGUCAAGAGAAGACGGUGAGUCUAAAGAAGGAACCUCGACACUCUCUAGGCAUCACAAUCGCGGGUGGAAGAGACUGUCGUAGCCGUUUGCCUGUCUAUAUUACUAGUGUGCAACCGGUGGGCUGCCUGCACAGAGACGGCACUGUCAAAACAGGUGAUGUACUGCUAAGUAUAAAUGAUAUUGACCUCACCCAUCUCACCUACAAUGAGGCAGUGACCAUCCUAAAGUCUCAGGCCGCUCAGGACAAAGUAACGCUGCGAGUCAUCCAAACAUUUGCUGAGGAGGAAGAACAGGAUGGAGAAUCCAGCACUAGAGAAGACAUGGACACACUGGAGGGACCCAAAGAGGACGACAUUAACUGGGCUCCUCUCUGGACCCGCUGGUUGGGCCUGCCCAGUUGCAUCCACUGGUGUCGUGAUAUUAUGCUGAUGAAGACCAACAGUGAGAGCUGGGGCUUCAGUAUCGUGGGAGGAUAUGAGGAGAGUCGUGGCCAGCAGCCCUUCUUCAUUAAGACCAUAGUGCCUGGAACACCAGCUCACUUUGAUGGACGCCUCAAGUGCGGCGAUGAGAUUGUGGCUGUGAACGGAGUCACCACGGUUGGCAUGAAUAACUCUUCCUUGAUUCCGAUGCUGAAACUACAAAAGAACAAAGUCACACUAACCGUGGUCUCCUGGCCUGGCAGCCUGGUUUAAAGACGGGCCUGAACUCUGUCACUGUUACUGGGUCCACCACAAGAUUUUAAGUCUGUUAUUGGAGACGAGACGUCGUGAGCAUUAUCAUGGCCUCUCUUGAAAACAGGGUGAAAACUGAGGAAGUCUGUUAACAAUUAUUGACCUAAAGUUAAUAUUAUUUAAUCCACUGUAGGCAUUUAGUGUUUGUCAAAUGUGCAGUGCUUUGUUAAACUGCACUUGACCAGCUUGAGUUAAUCAUGCCACUUGCCUGGGUGUAUUUUAGUAUGGAAGUUCUUGUUUUCCAUAUAUAACCAGUAAUAAUCUUUUAAAAGGUUUAUGAUUGACAUCAAGUGAGGUAAUAAAUAUUAAUUAUUUUGACACUACCUAAAGUCGGACCGCAUCACAUCCUCAUGUUGAUGGCCGCUCUGUUGACACUUUUUACACUGUUAUAUGUUCUGAGAAUAGUUACACUAGUGUAAAACUAAGUAGUUGCUGUUGGGGUGAUAGUACGGACUGUUUUUUAAACCACAGCUUGGCUUGUUGACACAUUUUUAAGAAUGUAUUUCUUGGGUGCCUUGGAUAUGAAUAUGUACAAACACACUGAUCCACACCUGCCUUAAUUGCCUGUAUACCAAAAAUGCCAUUUGUUAUCUUUGGCCUUUCAUCAGCUGUAGAAUGUUUAUUUGAAUGCUUUUGCCUUUGAAGUUUAACCCUUUUACUUUCUAAUGCAUUUUAGUAAAUUCCAGCGAGGUUCAGUCUUUGGAUAGUACAUCAAAUGUGAAAGGGUUGCUAUGAUGACAGAAUAAAAAAUUGUUUUAUUUUAUUA
Labeo rohita (rohu) is the source of this 3206-nucleotide messenger RNA. It is a transcript of the gene lnx2b, whose product is annotated as ligand of numb-protein X 2b. The record is from RefSeq and is a predicted model, not a curated record. The coding region runs from base 380 to 2401 and encodes 673 amino acids. The transcript has 10 exons. NCBI's taxonomy places the organism in Eukaryota, Metazoa, Chordata, Actinopteri, Cypriniformes, Cyprinidae. Gene Ontology annotation, molecular function: ubiquitin-protein transferase activity; protein binding; metal ion binding.